This is a messenger RNA of Astrephomene gubernaculifera, 1935 nucleotides long. The record is from the annotation of a GenBank genome assembly. NCBI's taxonomy places the organism in Eukaryota, Viridiplantae, Chlorophyta, Chlorophyceae, Chlamydomonadales, Astrephomenaceae.
ACACUCUGCGUACUCCUCGUAUCUUUCUGCAAGGGGACGUUGCCCUUGCGCUUAUGGUGUUGUCUCAUACACUUCUAGCCAGCUAUUGCGCAUCAACGUCGCUGGACGGAAAUUUCUUGGGCAGCGGUGUUAUCUACGUAACAAUGAAAGCGGCAAUAAAGCGUUUUUUUGUGAAGGACAACCGGCCGGAAGCUUGCAAUACCUCCCAGCCUGCUGUUUGUAUGAAAACGGCCCUUCCUCCAAGCGAUGAAACGUCUACGCACUCGUCGACGCGUGCAUCUUGCUCUCCUUUUCCAUUGGAAGCGGCAAACGGGCAGAAGACUACGGUAUCUCAUGAGCCAUUAUACGCUCAUCCGCCAUCAGGCAGCAUAGGACGCUCUCCAACAUGCGUUGAUGAAGCUGCCCCUAUAAUAUGGGGAGACAGCCUGCAGCGCGCAAGCCGAGGCGCGCCCACUGAGACUACAUUUGCCACGUCGCUUGCCAAUGAAAGCACGGGACCGUCGAGCACGUGGCGGGAAAAACGCACAGCUCAGCAACGUAGCUCCGUUGACUUGACAAUGGUGAACCUUCCCGCUGUGGGCCAUCUCGCGGAGUCAGAAUGGACACGGGCUCUAACUGGCAACAUCAAGCAAUUGGCACAGGUGCAAGGGGCACUGUGCGGCCACGCCGCAUCCAUGCCAAACUCUCCAUUCGCUUCCCAAGUUGGCGGACGGCCAAGCUUAAUCUUUCAGGCGCGGCGGCAAAGCUUCGUUCUGGGAUGUGCAGCAAGCUCCGAUGUUUCCCCUGGCCACUCCAAUAAGUCCAGCGGAUCGCACCUGCGAACCCAGCGAGGCAACAAUGGAUUACUCCUGCUUGCCUCUGUAGGAGGUGACGAAACAGAUGCCGACCUCUCCUCCGCGACUGGCACCGCUGCGGCCUCCAGCGGCCUGCUCCCCUGCGUGGUGCCGCCGGCGCUGCUGGCCGAGGCCGCCAAGACGGGAGUGAGCCUGCAGGUGGACCUGGAGACGGAGGUGCAGUUGGACCCGGAGCUGCCGCCGCUGGGACGCGGUGUGUCGGGGUCGGUGUUCAGGGGGACGUACAAGGGACAGGAGUGCGCGGUCAAGAUCCUGCCGCCCGACCUGCUGCUCAGCUCCGGCAGCGCCGAGCUGCACACCUUUGUGCAGGAGAUGGUGGUGCUGGCCUCCGUACGGCACCCCAACAUCGUGACCUUCCUGGGCGGCAGCCUGCAGCCGCCGCACGUGUUUCUGGUGGAGGAGCUGUGCGCCACCAGCCUGGACGCCUGGCUGCACCGGGGGGCGCUGGGGGGCGCCAUGAGCGCAUGGCAGCGGCUGCGGGUGGCGCUGGAUGUGGCGACGGGGCUGGAGUACCUGCAUGAGCGGCAGCCGGCGAUUGUGCACAGAGACCUGAAGCCCGCCAACAUCCUCAUUGACGCCAGCGGGACCGCAAAGAUCAGCGAUUUCGGGCUGGCUCGCGUCAAGACGCACGCCGUGAUCAACACCAAGGCCCCGGAAGUGGGGUCCAUCGGCUACAUGGCGCCAGAGUGCUUCACGGCGGAGGACGGGUUGCUGACCGACAAGUGCGACACGUGGUCGCUGGGUGUGGUGCUGUGGGAGAUGGUCACUCGCAAGCGGCCCUGGCCGGGCCUGACCCUGCCGCAGUACUAUCGUGAGGUGGUGCUGCGCAAGUCGCGGCUGCCCAUCCCGCAGGACGACUGCGUGUGUCCGCUGGCGCUGCGGCGGCUGAUCAGCAGCUGCUGGAGCGAUGCGCCGGGGGAGCGGCCCUCCUGCGCGCACAUCGUGCAGGAGCUCAGCCGACUGCUCAAAUACACGCCCAGGGAGUGAGUGCGAUACAAAGUCCGCGAGGAAGUGAGACGGGGGGAAGAAGGGUACCAUGGGAUCGGGGGCAGGAGGAGGAGGAGGAGCGGAGGGCAGUGAA